Messenger RNA from Selaginella moellendorffii, 475 nucleotides. RefSeq names its product glucosamine 6-phosphate N-acetyltransferase. Bases 23 to 466 code for a protein of 147 amino acids. Gene Ontology annotation, cellular component: Golgi apparatus; endoplasmic reticulum; endoplasmic reticulum-Golgi intermediate compartment. The transcript is spliced from 7 exons. Gene Ontology annotation, biological process: UDP-N-acetylglucosamine biosynthetic process. The record is from RefSeq and is a predicted model, not a curated record. Lineage: Eukaryota; Viridiplantae; Streptophyta; Lycopodiopsida; Selaginellales; Selaginellaceae. Gene Ontology annotation, molecular function: monosaccharide binding; glucosamine 6-phosphate N-acetyltransferase activity.
GAUUUCAGGGUUUGUGCAGACAAUGGAGGGCCUGGAGCUGAGGCGAUUGGAGCGAGGUGACUUUGACAAAGGAUUCCUCCAGCUAAUGCAGCAGCUGACCGUGGUUGGAGAUGUCUCGAGGGGAAUGUUUGAUGCGAAGAUGCAGCAGCUGGAAAAGCUUGGAGACUAUCAUAGGAUUGUUGUGAUCGAAGAUGUGAAAUCCGGCCGGGUUGUGGCCACCGGUAGCAUUUUUAUCGAGCACAAGUUUGCUCGGAGCUGUGGAAAGGUGGGACAUCUAGAAGAUGUUGUCGUGGAUGAACGUAUGAGAGGGUGUCACUUAGGCCAGAGAGUGAUCGAAGCUCUCACCAGUUUCGCAGAGGAUGCUGGGUGUUACAAGGUGAUUCUCGAUUGUAAGCCCGAGAACGCUGCGUUUUAUGAAAAGUGCGGGUACUCCAAGAAAGAAAUCCAGAUGGCAAAGUACUUUUAAAGUUGGUGA